Zootoca vivipara (common lizard) is the source of this 2810-nucleotide messenger RNA. Its product is annotated as nephrocan-like. Gene Ontology annotation, cellular component: plasma membrane. Gene Ontology annotation, molecular function: protein binding. NCBI's taxonomy places the organism in Eukaryota, Metazoa, Chordata, Lepidosauria, Squamata, Lacertidae. The record is from RefSeq and is a predicted model, not a curated record.
UUGUGUGUAGGGAUGAAAGAGGAGCUUCAGGGUCUUUUUCCUGAUGCUUUUAAUACGGGUUCAUUGAAAAUCUAAAAAAUUUAUAGCCCACUAUAAAACAGCUCUUUAUCUUUUCUCCCAACUCAUUCUGUGGUGUCACACUUAACCAAACUAGGAAACUACAGAUAACAGAAGUGUUUGCAGAUUAGGCAGCAGCCAAUAAAUAAGAUCAAUUUCCAUGCCAGCCAGAAUAAAGAUUCCUUAUCAUUGUUUAAACCUUUUGCUCUUUGUGAUGCCUGUGAAUAUUUUAACCCAAGGAAGUUAAGAGAUUGUCUUUUCUGUUCCCCCUCUUUUAAACAAAAGUAAAACAUGCAUCUGUAUUAUCUUUUUAUCAGGUGUUACGGUAUAAAAGAGCCCAUGGCACAUAAAUUCAUGCUGCAGCUCACAUUUAAGCUGGUGCUGCUCGGGAAGGUGCUAUUUAGGAAAAUGCAGCUGUUUUGCCUUUUACUCCUCUUGUUUUAUCUUUGCAGAGCUCAAACCCCCACAUGCCCUCGGAAAUGCCACUGUGACUUGGCAGGGAGAGUGCAGUGCUAUAGAGUGGGAGAAGUGCCUAAAGAGAUUGCUAAAACUACCAGGGGAAUUUACAUCAGCCAUGGCAAGAUCAAACACCUCCAGAUCACUGACAUCAGCAGAAUGUCUGCCCUUGAAGAAUUUGUCCUGACCUGGAGUGGGACAGAAUCAGUGGAGAAUAACACUUUCAAAGCUCUGGAUGCAUUAAGGACCUUGGAACUUCGGAAAAAUAAACUAAGGCGCAUACCUACCUUGCUCCCAAGAAGCCUUGAAGUACUGAAGCUGGGGGACAAUUUAAUAAGUGUUGUACAUGAAUCUAAUUUUGAAGGUUUACAAAAAUUAAGGGUGCUUGACAUACAAAGCAAUGUGAUUUUGGCUCUUUCUGUUAGUACUCUCUCCUCCCUCAGCAGCUUACAGAGUUUGACUUUGGAUGGAAAUAAUAUGGAAUAUGUGUCUGGAACCUUCUACCUACCCAACCUAAAGUAUCUCAGUAUGGAAAACAAUAAGCUGCAAUCUUUCUCAGGAGGAUUUUUUAUAUCUCUUUGCAAUUUGCUAUUUCUCAAUUUAAAUGGAAAUUUAUUGACAAGCACCCCUUCAGAUCUGCCUACAUCUUUAUUGACAUUGAAGUUAGAGAGAAACCAGCUCAAAAUGCUAAAUUUUGAAGAUAUGAAGCAAAUGGCAAACUUGUCAGAGCUUUUCCUGUCUGAAAAUCAGCUUACAUCACUUGAGGGUGCAGAGUUUCUUUCCGGUUUAACUAGACUGGAGUUGUCUGGGAACAAGCUCCAGAUAAUCCCAUUCAGAUUACCAGUAACGCUACAGAAAUUUGAUUGCAGCAAUAACCUGAUUGAGAGAAUAAAGGCGCAAGAUUUCAAGGAACUACAUAGCCUAAAGCACUUGUUCCUUGACAACAAUGUUGUUGCCACAUUUGAAGAUGGGGCACUUCAGAACUGCACGCAACUGUCUAAUCUGGCACUUGAACAAAAUCUACUUAGUUCUAUUCCAUUAAGACUCCCACGUACACUAGCCAGACUGGAUCUGAAAGGAAACAGCAUACAAAGAAUUAAGGAGCAGGAACUGAUGAAUUUAACGCACCUGCAGGUUUUAAAUCUACGGAACAACAAUAUAUCCACCAUAGAUCACAGUCUCUUGAAAUAUUUACCUCGACUCAGAUACCUAUAUCUGGACAACAACCCAUGGAAUUGCACUUGCGAAUUCCUCAAAACCAGAAGGGUGCUCACAGCCAAAGGCAUAGAUGUUAAAGGAGGACAGUGUAAAGCACCAGCAGAAAGCCAGGGUGAAAGCUGGAUGUCUUCAAGAAAGAUUCUGCAUUUGUGUGCACACAACAAUCUGUAUUCAUUAGAAGGAGAAGAAAUAGGAAAGAACACAAGCAUUGAUAAUCCCUCCAGUCUCAGAGUAAACAUGGAUGAUUAUUAUGAUUAUGAAAUAUAUUAAACAGAAGUCUCCAAUAAAUUGCUGUGCUAAACCUCCCGCAAACUCCAUAUUAAUUCAGUCCUCCUCUCCAGAGCAAUCUAUCCCUGACAUUUUUUCAUUGUGACCUACAAAAUUGUAUGUAGCCAGCAGCUUCUAGACCAGGGGUCCCCAAACUAAGGCCCGGGGCCCGGAUGCGGCCCAAUCACCUUCUAAAUCUGGCCCGCGGAUGGUCCGGGAAUCAGCAUGUUUUUACAUGAGUAGAAUGUGUCCUUUUAUUUAAAAUGCAUCUCUGGGUUAUUUGUGGGGCAUAGAAAUUUUUUCAUAUAUUUUUUUUCAAAAUAUAGUCCGGCCCACCACAAGGUCUGAGGGACAGUGGACCGGCCCCCUGCUGAAAAAGUUUGCUGACCCCUGUUCUAAACCUAUUGAAAUCAAUAGCUGUAUCCAGGAUUGAUCUGGUAAGACUGGGCUGUUGCAUUCUUCCUGUUUCCAAAAGUUUGGAAUGGGAGUGAGACAAAUCUAGUGCUAUAAUAAUGUUGUUUAGUCAACACUACAGUGGGGCCCUAAUGAUGGUAUUGGGGUGGCUAUACACGAACCUGGUUUCAGUACUGUUUGCACCUGCAAAAGGUUUGGGGUGAACUGACCUGUUUCCUUUCUGAUCAGUGCAUAUCCCAUAGCUUCCUGCUGAAAUCCUGUAACACUUCAUACUGCAAAUGUCCAGGGUGUGUGUUGUUCUGCUUUUGCUGUGUUGUAAUUCAAGUGCCACUUCAUACAACAAUAAUGUGGCUACCUAUACCAAUUAAUUGUAUAAACAAGAUAUUCGUAUUUGAAAG